Hypomesus transpacificus is the source of this 1180-nucleotide messenger RNA. It is a transcript of the gene acmsd, whose product is annotated as aminocarboxymuconate semialdehyde decarboxylase. The record is from RefSeq and is a predicted model, not a curated record. Gene Ontology annotation, cellular component: cytoplasm; cytosol. The transcript is spliced from 10 exons. Lineage: Eukaryota; Metazoa; Chordata; Actinopteri; Osmeriformes; Osmeridae. Gene Ontology annotation, molecular function: hydrolase activity; carboxy-lyase activity. Gene Ontology annotation, biological process: secondary metabolic process. The coding region runs from base 122 to 1132 and encodes 336 amino acids.
UCCCGGGGGCAGAACUGUGGGGCGGAGAAAAAGACCAACUCGCGUGCGUAAACAAUAUUUUUGACAGUGGACGAUUAGUGUGGAAACAAUUCUUAAAGGGCUAUCUUUCAUUCAGGUCAGGAUGAAGAUUGAUAUUCAUAAUCACAUUUUGCCAAAGGAAUGGCCUAAUCUAAAAGAGAGGUAUGGAUAUGAUGGGUUCAUUCAACUUCAUCAUCACUGUAAGGGGGAGGCCCAAAUGAUGAAGGAUGGGAAGUUGUUUCGUGUAAUCCAGGAGAACUGCUGGGAUGCAGAAGCACGCAUACGAGACAUGGAUCAACAUGGAGUGACUGUUCAAGCCCUGUCUACUGUCCCAGUCAUGUUCAACUACUGGGCCAAACCACAUGAUACUCUAGACCUGUGUGGCAUCUUGAAUGAUGACCUAGCACAGACAGUCCGGAGGCAUCCACGCCGUUUUGUGGGCCUGGGUACCUUGCCGAUGCAGGCACCUGACCUGGCAGUCCUGGAGAUGAAGCGCUGUGUGAAGGAGCUGGGCUUCCCUGGGGUGCAGAUUGGCUCUCACGUCAACACCUGGGACCUCAAUGCUCCUGAACUUUACCCUGUCUUUGCUGCGGCAGAGGAAUUAAACUGCUCCCUGUUUAUUCAUCCAUGGGAUAUGCAGGUAGAUGAGAGAAUGGCCAAGUAUUGGCUUCCGUGGCUUGUAGGCAUGCCUUCAGAGACUACAAUGGCAAUUUGCUCAAUGAUAUUUGGAGGCAUCUUUGAAAGGUUCCCUAAACUGAAAGUCUGCUUUGCUCAUGGUGGUGGUUCUUUCGCGUUCACUGUUGGCAGAAUUGAACAUGGGUUUCAGGUGCGCCCUGAUCUAUGUGCUGUGGACAACAAAAUCAGCCCCCGCAAAUACCUCGGCUCCUUCUACACAGAUUCCUUAGUGCAUGACCCCAUCUCCCUUAAACUUCUGAUGGAUGUGAUUGGAAAAGAUAAAGUGAUGUUAGGAACAGACUAUCCUUUUCCUCUUGGUGAGCUGCAGCCAGGAUCACUAAUUGAGUCUAUGGAUGAGUUUGAUGUUUCUUUAAAGGAUAAACUUCUUGCAGGCAAUGCAUUGGACUUUUUGGGAAUUAAAAGAGAUCAGUUUGAAUGAUUUGUAAAAUAUACAUUCCAGAUGAUGAAUAUCAAUAAAAUAUUUGCA